UGUAACAAAGACACUGUCGUAAUACUGUCCUAUAAAGAAAGGGCAGAUCAGAGAUGGGAUGGAUUUCGGUUUGUAUAUUGAGCAGUAAAGCUUUAAAUGAGCCUUUCUUAAAUCCUUUUUUCCCUAUUUUAUCAUAUUUUAUCUAUCCUUAAAAUAACCUCUCGUUUGAUUGCCUCUUUUUCCAAUACGGGGUUUUGUUUUGUUUUGUUUUUGCUUACAGGAUGAUUGAAAAUUCUGAAAUAACAUACCUGCAUGCAAUAAUGAGAGAAUUAAUAGCUUUAAAUCUGAGCCCAAUAUUUAAGUAUUUCAGUUAUUUAAUUAUUGCUAUUGUUAUUUUUAGGUUAUGAUUUAUACCACCUGAAAUACAAACCGACCUCUGCCCCAUUUCUGACCAGCAGUUUUUAUAGAGCACUAUUUUACAAUUCUAUCAUAGAAUAUUCUAUCAACUUUAGCCAGCCUGUAACACAAAAUAUUUACAAAUGCUUCUCACCCAUAAGGUGAGGGGAUUGAAAUUAGGCUGGUUGUACCGUUUCUGAACAGCCAAUUUUAUUAAAAGAUGUAAGUUUUGGUGAGCUGAAGCUCACUUCAUCUGAGAAAUAUGUAGCAUGUAUAUUAUAUUUUAUUAUCCCUCCAACUGUGCUUGACUCCGAAGAUACUGGGAUAUAGUCAAGAAAUUUUCAGGCAGACCCAGCCCAGCUUAACUUUCAAGACCAGCUACAUUUACCAGAUAUCUGAAUGGAGAAAGGAGAACAGACAAUUCGAAAGAAGGACAGCUGGAAAGAAAAGGAGGACACUCAAACUAUUUUAACUUUCUUGGCAGCUGCAACAAAAAUUACAGCAAAUACUGCAAAAAAUGUACUUAGGCCUACAGCGCAUCAGCUAUAACACACUACUGAAUGGUGUUGGCCUGAUUUUGCACAUCCAGCAUGUGAUAAGCAAAUUGAUUGGGGGCUUUACAGACAUUCCUAUUCUUCACAUCAACCAAUGUGAAAAGCAUCUGCCAAUUACAGAAUUGCAUCAGGAAUGGGUAUCAUGCUGAGAAAAUAUUGUCACCUGAAAUACAUUAUUAUUGGAUUAUUCUUGGUGGUGGCUCUUCUUACUAUAAUCACUGUGGCUAUCACACAGAAUUUAUUUCCCACCAGGAACCGUAAAUAUGGGAUUGUGUUGGAUGCUGGUUCUUCCCACACAAGUGUAUAUGUAUAUGAAUGGCCAGCUGAGAAAGAAAAUAAUACAGGAAUGGUGCAUCAGAUUUACGAAUGUGAAGCAGAAGGUCCAGGAAUUUCAUCCUAUGCUAAUGCUGUGGAAAAUGCCAGUGUCCCUCUAAAGCACUGUAUGGAUUCAGCAAAGGAGAUUGUGCCACAGGGAAAGCAUCAGGAGACGCCUGUUUACUUAGGGGCAACAGCUGGCAUGCGGCUGCUGAGUUUGAAAAAUAAGGAUGCUGCUAGGAAGCUUCUCUCUGAGGUGGAGGAAACAUUGCGUAUAUAUCCCUUCAAGUUCCAGGGCGCCAGGAUUCUCAGUGGUGAAGAAGAAGGUGCUUAUGGCUGGAUCACCCUGAAUUACUUACUGGGCAAAUUUGCAGAGUCUAUCUGGCCAAAAGUAUUUGCCCAUUCAAGUAGGACAACAGGAGCACUGGAUCUUGGAGGAGCAUCUACACAGAUUACCUUUGUACCUGAUCCAGAUAAGAUUGAAUUAACAACAGAUAUAAUAAAUUUCCAUCUCUAUGGCAAGGAGUACAGAGUAUAUACACAUAGCUUCUUAUGUUAUGGGAAGGACCAAGCUCUUCGCCUCAAGCUGUUACAAGAUGUUGUUUCUUCAACAACUGACAAACUCCAGGACCCAUGUUUCCACCAAGGAUAUGUGAGGACAUUUAAUGUCUUUGAUCUGACCACAAAUCCCUGUACAGCACGUAACAUCACUGCACCGUAUUCUCAGAUCCAAAUCCAAGGUGAUGGGAAUUAUGAAAAAUGCUUAGAAAGCAUCCAGAGAAUCUUUAAUACUGAAGACUGUCUUUACUCCAACUGCUCAUUCAAGGGCAUUUUCUUGCCUGAGGUGUCUGGAGAAUUUGGGGCAUUUUCUGCUUUCUACUAUGUAAUGAAUUUUCUAAAUGUGACCGAAAAACCUAUGGACCAAGUGAUAGAAACAGUGAAGAACUUUUGUUCCAAAUCCUGGAAUGAGGUGAAAGUCGAAUUUCCUGAGAUAAAAGAGAAAUACUUGAGCGAAUACUGUUUCUCAAGUACAUAUAUUAUCUCCCUGCUCGGUCAGAGAUAUAACUUCACUAAGGAAAAAUGGCAGAAUAUCCACUUCCUAGAGAAGAUUGAAAACAGUGACGCAGGAUGGACACUGGGCUAUAUGCUAAACCUUACCAACAUGAUCCCUGCAGAACAGCCCUACACACGCCUCUUGUCUCACACAGGUUUUAUCAGCUUCAUUGUCAUCUGCUCUGCUCUAGUAAUGACUCUGCUCUUAGUAGGCUGGAUUAUAUAUCAUAAACCAAAGUGCCUGAGAAAGGAAAUAAUUUAAGAUGCAGAAGGACAUUAGACACAUCGAUGGAAACAUCAGGGGUUGUCAAGAUCAGGGGUUGUACUUUCCUACUCUGCUCUGCUGAAAUACCUAGUUUAUAUGAGAGCUUUCUGGACCAUUUGCUCCGGCACCAACAGAUGCCAAAACAACAGCAUGAUACCAUUCUCUUCAUCUCCCUCAGAUUGAAGAUUCACUUUUCAUACUACCCUAAUUGAGGGUUGAUAAAUUCUUGCAUGUUGUAUUAAAACAAAACCCCACUUCUCUCAGGUAUGCCACUUCAUACAUUGCUUUGGUCCUGGAAAUAUAGUACAGGGACAUCCAGUCAGAUGGCCUGAACACUGCAAGGACUAACUUAUACCAAUAGCUGCAGCUGCUCUCAGAUCAUGUGUUUUCUUUUAUCCUACUGGGGAAAAAACACAAGCAUUCAGAAAUACCACCUACUACCAUCUACUAGUUUUGAAGUAGUCCUUUAUCAGAAUUGUGAUAGUAUUUGUAUUAUUUCAUUGUAGUAGUAUUUGUAAUAAUUCAUCUGUGAAAGAGGUUGAAAGUGCAAACCUUUGACAAUAACUUAUCAAUUGCUGGGAGAAGAAGGGAAGAGUUCUCUCUACUAAAAGCUAAAGAAUAAAAUGCAGCUUAUGAAUUUGCAGCUUGACCAGAAAAAGGAGCAGUAAAUUAUUCCUGAUGUGUAACAGUUGGUACCUGAGUAACAGGCCUUGCACUGAUGAGCUGUUCGUGAAGUGUUUGGAUUCACUGUCAGCUGCCUUAUGUAAGUUAUAUAGUUCUUGGGCACUGAGGUUUGAUUUCACACUUUAUAUUAUCAAAAUCCAUUGGUAUUAUUAUUCAAAACCUAUACGAGGAAGAGGGAACCAAACCCUUUGCAACUGAAUUCAUAUGCUUGCAAUGCAGAAGUUCUUAAGGGUAAAACCUGUGGAAAAAGAAUUCCUUCUUACAAGCACCAAAAGAAUGUUCCUAGGAAAAAACUAAAUAUGGUUUGAUUUGCACUGAGGUUUUAACAUAAAUUAGGAAUACAGGUAGUCCUCGAUUUACAACAGUUCAUUUAGUGACUGUUCAAACUUACAACGGCAUUAAAAAGUGACUUAUGACCAUUUUUCACACUUACGACCAAUAUAGCAUCCUCAUGAUCACAUGAUCAGA
This is a messenger RNA of Pseudonaja textilis, 3675 nucleotides long. Lineage: Eukaryota; Metazoa; Chordata; Lepidosauria; Squamata; Elapidae. The record is from RefSeq and is a predicted model, not a curated record.